AUGGCCCAAGUUAUUGUCGUCGGUGGUGGUCUCGCCGGUCUCUCGGCUGCGCACACACUCCUCGAGCGGGGGGCCAAUGUGCUCAUGCUUGACAAGCAACCGUUCAUGGGUGGUAACUCCACUAAGGCCACGUCAGGUAUCAAUGGUGCCGGUACGCAAACUCAACAGGAAGCUGGCAUUCCGGACAACGCCAAAAUAUUCUUCGAGGAUACCAAGCGCUCUGCUCGCGAACUCGCACGAGACGAUCUCAUCGGAGUUUUGACUGGCCGCUCGGGUGAUGCUGUCAACUGGUUACAAGACAAGUUUGGUCUGGACCUUUCCAAGGUUGCGCGUCUUGGUGGUCACUCUCAGCCUCGUACGCACAGAGGAAAUGCACAAUUUCCUGGAAUGGUCAUCACCUAUGCGCAAAUGGAACGUCUUGAGGAUCUCGCCCAAUCCAUUCCCGACCGCGUAACGGUUAAGAAGAAGGCUCGUGUUGUCAAACUUAUUCAGGAUGGUGAUGCUAUCAUUGGCGUCGAGUAUGUGCAUAAUGGCAAGACCGAGACCGCGUAUGGGCCCGUCAUUCUCGCUACCGGUGGCUAUGCCGCGGAUUUCACACCUGAUUCUCUUUUGAAGAAGUACCGACCCGAAUACUACGAGCUACCCACCACGAAUGGCGAACAUUGCACGGGUGAUGGCCAGAAGAUGGCACUUUCGAUCGGUGCAAAUGCUGUGGACUUGGAGAAGGUUCAGGUACAUCCGACUGGGCUGGUUGACCCUAAUGAACCCGAGGCGAAGGUCAAGUUUUUGGCGGCUGAGGCAUUGCGCGGUGUGGGUGGUCUUCUUUUGGAUAACGAGGGGCAGCGGUUCGUUGACGAGUUGCAACAUCGCGACUACGUCACUGGCAAGAUUUGGGAGAAUGGCAAAUAUCCAGUCCGCCUCAUUCUCAAUGGCACAGCAUCUAAGGAGAUAGAGUGGCACUGCAAGCACUAUGUCGGUCGUGGAUUGAUGAAGCGAUAUGAGAGUGGUGCUGCUCUUGCGAAAGAUAUGGGUCUUAAGCCCGAGGUGUUGAAAAAAACUUUCGACGACUACAACGCUGUUGCGAAGUCUAAGAAGGAUCCCUUCGGGAAGAAGUUUUUUGUACCUGGCGAGUGGACUAUGGAUGACUAUUUCAACGUGGCUAUUAUGACGCCUGUCCUUCACUAUACUAUGGGCGGUCUUGAGAUCGAUCCUGAAUCCCGUGUGCUGUCCAAGUCAGGCAAACCUAUUCCCGGAUUGUUCGCUGCUGGUGAAGUCGCUGGUGGUGUACACGGUGCAAACCGGUUGGGCGGCAGUUCGCUCUUGGGUUGUGUUGUCUUCGGGCGCGUCAGUGGAGACUCUGCGGCGUCGUAUCUGCUUCAACGACUUGGUCCGUUGGCGGAGAAGGCUGCAGGGCGUUUGGGCGUUGUUGCUGGCCACCUCGGUGCGGAUUCAAGCUCCAAGCCGACCACGUCAGAGUCGAAAGCAGAGACUGGUGCGAAGAGUUCUGCGUCUGGGUCCUUCACGUCGGCGGAAGUUGCAAAGCACAACAAGAAGGAUGAUGUCUGGGUAAUCAUUGACAAUCAGGUGUUGGACGUGACUAGCUUCUUGCCCGAUCACCCAGGAGGGGAGAAGGCGAUCUUGCUUUAUGCCGGUCGAGACGCUACAGAGGAGUUCAACAUGCUGCAUGAUCCUAAGGUCAUCCCAAGAUAUGCACCAGACUCUGUCAUUGGCUCGUUGAAGAAGUAG
This is a messenger RNA of Fibroporia radiculosa, 1746 nucleotides long. RefSeq lists its product as uncharacterized. Bases 1 to 1746 code for a protein of 581 amino acids. Gene Ontology annotation, molecular function: oxidoreductase activity; heme binding; FMN binding. NCBI's taxonomy places the organism in Eukaryota, Fungi, Basidiomycota, Agaricomycetes, Polyporales, Fibroporiaceae. The transcript has 8 exons. The record is from RefSeq and is a predicted model, not a curated record.